AUGGUGCGGGUGUGGUCGAACCAAUCGCCGGCGGCCUAUCAAGAAGCGCAGAUAAUUGGCGCCUUGAGAGCAUCGCCGGAGCAUUUGGAGAACGAUUUCCCCAAUCCAGAUUCCUACAGUUUCAUGGCGCGAGAAUUAGAGACGCGUGUGGGGCCAUGCCCUUCGGAAGUUGUUGACACCUGGAAUCAAAGGGGAGGCUCCGGUACUCCAUCGCCAGUUUGGGUCUGGCUUCAAUACAAAAGCCGUGAGAAGCCUGCGUACGAGCCGAAUGCAGGCUUAUGUGGAAGACGGACGAUUUGCAUCGAGGCAGAGAUCAGUCGAGCGGAUGUCCUUGGCAGUCAGUUUGGAGCUUUCCACCAUGUCUUGAACGAUUGGAUGCUAGCUGUCACCGAGGAAGAAGAUGACGAAUUCAAGAAGCUGAAAGACACAGAGCCGGAACGCUGGCGAGAGCUGAAAGUGCAAUCCUGGCAGCACAUCUUUGACUUAGACUGGCACGGAGAGGAAUACAACCUUCAAAGAGCAGAGAAUGCCCAGAUCCAAGGCGUGCUGUGGCAGCUCCCCAUGACUGCUGUAGAACGUGCACGUCGCAUCAUCGAGAUCGGACAGUCGCGUGGAACCGAGGGGGCCGAGGUGGACUACUCAGGCGUGACUGUGGGGGAAGACGUGCAGCUCCGAGCAGAGUGGAUCUCGGUUCGCGGCUACAACCCACCCCUUCACUUGCGUGUCACCGUCACUUCUGUGACAAGCAGCGGUCUUGCUGAAGCGCUGGGUGUUUGUGAAGGGUGGACCGUUGCGUGCAUUCUGACCGCAGUAGACGAUGAGGACCCCUUGCCAUUGCUCGAGAAGCAGGACGGCAUCCAUGUGUCUGACAAGAUCUAUCCUAAGAAACAACCUCCACCAGCAGCCGAGCUACUGAAGCAAUUGCAGGGACUGCGAGGAGUGCAAGUCUUCUUCGAGGGUUUGUCGGAUUCGGAUUCGGAUCGAGAGAUCUACGACGAGGCCCAGCAGACACCGGAGAUACACCAAUCUGAGAGCUCCAGCGACUGA
Messenger RNA from Symbiodinium sp. CCMP2592, 1047 nucleotides. Lineage: Eukaryota; Dinophyceae; Suessiales; Symbiodiniaceae. The record is from the annotation of a GenBank genome assembly.